UGCACUGGCAGGGCGCAGGUUGUGUCUGGGUCGUUGAAAAGUGCGAAAAGUGCGAAAAGCUCAGCGGAGCGCGCGACUGUUCGAUCGGGAUAUCGCGUUGAGUUGAGACUUACAACAAUUGGAUUAGGGAAUUACGCUUCAAAUAAAUACAAAAAUAAUCUUAAUUAGACUUAUUACAAUCCUACAUUGUGGCCACGUACUAAAAGUAGUUUUUAUAGCGCAGUCAAUGUGAUAAAUUCAGUAUAUAUAUAUUUAUAUAAGUAUUUCUCAGAGUUGCGAAUGUGUUAGUGAAACGCUUAAUCAAAGACAAAGGGAAAUUUAUAAUAAAAAUAUCAAAGUUCCUUAAAAGAAUUCAAAAUAAUAAAAAAUAAUAUAAAUUAUAUUAUAAAUAAAAUGAUCAAAGUAAACCUGAUCUAUCCAAUAAUCCUUUGCUGUUGCCUGGCGGCUGUGCCGCAGGUGCGAGCAAAGCAUCUGCUCGAAUUUAUCGCCGAAAGUGCGAAUAAUGAAAUUGAAAAACAAGUCGAAACUUAUGAUUUUUCCUCCUGCCAAAUAUAUUGCUAUGGACCUCUGUUGCAUACGGUACAGAUGGCGAAACUGUUUCCCGACUCGAAGACCUUUGUAGACAUGAAACUGAAGGCUUCGCCUGAGAAGACAAUGGAGUUAUUUGAGGCAUUUAUGGCUUCCACGAAUAAUACACCCACUAACGAUCAGAUACGGAAAUUUGUUGAUGAUAAUUUUGGAGCAAAGGGCACCGAGCUGGAGGUGUGGACACCUACAGAUUGGGUCGAACAUCCAGCGUUUUUGGAUCUUGUGAACGAUCCGGAUCUGAAGCAAUGGGGCGUCGAUCUAAACAACAUCUGGAAGGAGCUCGGACGUAAGAUGAAGGACGAUGUGCACAAGAAUCCGGAAUAUUACUCCAUUAUACCCGUGCCCAAUCCGGUCAUUAUUCCCGGCGGCCGCUUUAUCGAGUUCUACUACUGGGACUCUUACUGGAUCAUUCGAGGCCUGUUGUACAGCGAGAUGAGGGAUACGGCCCGUGGCAUGAUCGAGAACUUCAUGUCGAUUGUACAGCGCAUUGGAUUCAUACCGAACGGUGGUCGCGUCUACUACUGGGGUCGCUCCCAGCCGCCGCUACUGGCGGGCAUGGUCAAGUCCUAUGUGGACUUCACCAAGGACGAUCGCUUUGCCAUCAAUGCACUGGAUGUGCUGGAGCAUGAAUUCGAAUACUUCAUCAACAAUCACAGCGUACAGGCCAAAGGCUAUAAUCUAGCUGUGUACAGGGACUCGUCGAAGGGACCCCGUCCCGAAUCCUACAGUGAGGACAUAGAGACAGCUGCUACCUUCAACACCGACGAGGAUAAGGAAAACCACUAUAGUGAGUUGAAGUCGGCUGCUGAAUCGGGCAUGGACUUCAGCUCCCGCUGGUACAUCAACGAGGAGGGCACAAAUGUUGGAAAUCUCUCAGUUACGAAGACCCGUUCCAUUGUUCCAGUCGACCUGAAUUCGAUUCUCUACUGGAACGCCAAAAUUAUUGCAGAAUUCCAUGCCAAGGCGGGCAACGUGGACAAGAUGACAGAGUAUGAGACCAAGGCGCAGAAAAUCAAGGAGGCUAUUCAGGCUGUCCUGUGGAACGAGGAGGCCGGCUGCUGGCUGGACUAUGAUUUGAUCAACGAGAAGCCACGCGACUACUUCGUGACCUCCAAUCUAGCCCCGUUGUGGGUCAAGGCUUACAAUAUUUCCGACACCGACAAGAUAUCCGCAUCGGUGCUGAACUAUAUUGAAAAGAACAAACUGGACACAUUCCCAGGCGGCAUACCAAACACGCUCUAUCAGACUGGAGAGCAGUGGGACUUCCCCAAUGUGUGGGCGCCUCUGCAGUAUAUUAUCAUCGAGGGUCUGGACAAUUUGGGCACUCCCGAUGCCAAGCAGCUGUCGAAGAGGUGGGGUCAUCGCUGGGUGAAAUCCAAUUUUGCAGCAUAUCGCGAUUCGCGUGCCAUGUUCGAAAAGUACGAUGCGGAAAAGUUUGGCGGACAUGGCGGCGGUGGUGAAUACGGCGUACAGAAGGGCUUUGGCUGGACCAAUGGCGUCAUCAUCGAGUGGCUAGCGAAAUACGGACACGAGAUUUCGCUGAGCAACACGGGCGCUGCAGGUCCCAGCAGUCGAUUCCUCAGCUUAUUAGGCGUAACAGCUGUGGCGUUAAUAGGUGCCUUUGCCGGUCAUCUCAUCUGGUGAGAUUCAGAGACAACUUUGUUUGCCCUAUGAAAAUGUGAUUCCCUCCUUCCCAGCAUUUUAGUGUGCAUGUGUGUGAGUGUGUGUGUGUGUGAGCGUAUGUAUGUGUUUCCAAUUAGACAAAAAGCGUUUUCAGCUUGUGUGCGCAGAUUGCAGUAUUAGAUAUAAACAAUAUACAAUUGACAUAUUUGUUAGAGAUGUGAUGUGAGUUGUACAUACAGAAUUCUAUAAUAACGGGCAUGCCCCACUUGUUGAGUUACCUUUAAUAUUAAACUUAAGCAACCAAUUGAAGACAAUAAUGGACACAAAUCAAUGUUAAUGCAUGGCAUUCGUUGACUACAUAUAUAUAUAUAUAUAUAUAUAUAGAAAUAUCCUCGCAACCCUCGUGAAGAAAAGACACAAUUUGAUAUAUUUUUGAUGUUGUUAGUUGUUAACAAAAAUUGCCAAAUUGUUUCCUCUGAUUUAUAGUUACAUAAAAAAAAAAUAAAAAAAUAAUAAUAAUACAAAUAUUUGUUGCAUGAACACAACUGUUUUUCUGUCCAUAAACAAAUGUUAAUAAUAUUUUCCCACUUCUACAGGCGAACUUGGUUCAAGUAACUCAGAGCGUCAGCACAAUUGUCAAGUGUACAUAGGUUUUUUAUUUUAUUUUUAUAUUGUUGCUUUGCUUGCAUUCAAAAUUCAAUAAUUGGAAACUUAUCUAUAAAAUAGCUAACACGACAUAAUAAGACGACAUUAAACUAGAGGACUGAGUUACAUGCACACGUAUAUAUACAUACAUAUAUACAUACAUACAUACAUACAUACAUACAUGUAUAUAUAUAGAGCAUAUGUAAUUUGAAAUCUUAGCGCACUUUUGCGUUUGGAUAUGACUCGGUUUGAUUUGACAAGGACACAAACUAUCCACAGAUAACAGAUACAGAUAUAACAAAAAAGAAAGAGUGGAAUUAUCGUACACAGUACAUACAUAGAGAAAAUAACAAUAAAUAUUUGCCAGCGCUUUAGAAUAGUGUAAAUUAACUAAUUCGUCUGCUGCGGCUCGUGACUAAAGUAGGGAGCGGUGUUUGGCGUGAGCAAAGUGUGACAAAUAUCACAGACGCGGGCAAUACGUUUCCGUGGUCCCGAUGGCACCGUUUUCGUUAGACAUUUAUCGCAGUAGAUGUGUCCACAGUGGCGGCAAUGGAUUUUGCGCACCAUCACCGUGAAGCAGGCGUUGCAUGUGGGACAAUUGUUGACAUCGUCGUCGUCCUGCCAGCGCACCUCGGUGUCAGCAUGCCGCAGCUCCUCCAAGGUCAUCUACAAAAAACAACAAAUAGGUUUAAGUUUACAAGUAUAAUUGAAAAUAAAAAAUAAAUAUUUAUAUUUUUACUUAA
This is a messenger RNA of Drosophila mojavensis, 3599 nucleotides long. RefSeq names its product trehalase. The coding region runs from base 394 to 2232 and encodes 612 amino acids. Gene Ontology annotation, molecular function: alpha,alpha-trehalase activity. The record is from RefSeq and is a predicted model, not a curated record. Lineage: Eukaryota; Metazoa; Arthropoda; Insecta; Diptera; Drosophilidae. The transcript has 7 exons. Gene Ontology annotation, biological process: trehalose catabolic process.